Linnemannia hyalina is the source of this 2748-nucleotide messenger RNA. The record is from the annotation of a GenBank genome assembly. Lineage: Eukaryota; Fungi; Mortierellomycota; Mortierellomycetes; Mortierellales; Mortierellaceae.
AUGGAAGGGAAUACGAUCCUCUCCCUGUGCUUCCCCUCCGCACAGGCUGGCGGACCCGUGGACGAUGCGAUGACUAGGACAUUCCAGCUCCUCUGCGAAGACAUCACCCAGCAAAACCACUGCCAGGCCAACCUCGACGUCCAUGCCAGCAACGACAACACCUUUGGAACAAACUCACAUCAAUCCUUGGCCGGCGAGAGACUCUCCUCAUUUGAUACCCGCUGCCCAUCCGUGGUGGUCUACAAUGUCACGUUGUCUGGAGCCUAUUCUGAUGUGAUGCAUGCUCGAGGAGCACUCAUGCGCAACAGCCCUCUGAAGCCACGUCUGUCGAUCCCUGUCAGCAAGGCCCUGAUCACCUCACCAGUACCUCCAGCCGACCAGACGCAACACAGUCGAGAACAGGACAAAGCCAAGGAUCAAGACCAGAGCAGCCGCAAGGAGCACAAUGGACCCUUGACUACAACCACUACCACCUCUGCCACAGGAACAGAUACAACCACUGCUCAAUUAUCAUCACAGGCAUCUUCUGAUCCCGCCUCGGCGCCAGCAGAAUACUCAAACGACGGUCCUUCAGAUCUCAAUACCCGGAACACUCACUCUCUUCCACCCUUCACCUCGCACUCCAACGGUUCCCACGCAUCGCUCGACGCCAGAACGCUGACAGAGGGAUCUGCUACAGCGCCAACCGCAUUCGCACCCACAUUUACUGUCCUGCCUCAGUUCAAGGUAGCUGUGGACAAGAUCUCAGCAUCAACCAGGACAUCCAUCGCCUUGUUGUCCAGCCCGAUUCACCCGCCCACGGCACCUGGAAAGGCGGUCGCUGCUUUCUCCAGACAGGAAAUGGUCGAGUUGGUCGUGACAGGAACAUGGGAGAAUGCCGAGGCUGCUCGUGCGUUGUUGCUUGUGGCCAUUGACACAUUGGAGCCUGGUAUUAUUUCGGAUAGCCUGACAGUUGAGCUGAAGUAUCAAAACAUGAUUGGCGGCAGGAAGCGACAGGCACUUCAGGAUCUUAUGGCGAGCACACGGACCAACAUUUACCUGACGUCGCCCUUUGUCCAGACUUCCAACAAGAGUGGCAGCCCUGUCGACCCUCGGUACAACGAUAUCCACAUCACGGGCGAGGCGAAACAAGUUGCCAAGGCCAAGACAGUCCUCCAUAAUGCUUGUCUCCGAGCGCAGACGGAGUCAAUGUCUUGCACUCGCACUGUCAACAUUGCCGCACGCAAGCUGGACUGGAUGCUGCUCAACCACCGAGAGAAGCUUCGCGCAAUCAUGACCGACAACGCAUCUUUCAUUGCUUUUCCUCCUCUGGGCGGCACUUACCCCACCAUCUUUGUAUAUGGCCAGUCGAGCGUGAAUGUGGAGAGAACUAUCCGUACGGUGAUGCAGUUGUCGUGUCAUUUCCACUCUGGCUCAAUUCUCAUGCGGGAUAUCCCCCAUUCGAUGCACACGUUACAGUCGCCUGCAGCGCUUGCCGGAAUCUGCAAGGUCGUUUCCCAGUCUUCAGGAGCCGAGAUUGAAUACCGCGCCAACGGCUUUCAGAUGUGUGGCAGUGAGGUCCAGGCUAGGAAGGCGAUGAUGUGUUUGACGAGAGCCGAGAUUGUCAAGGCGCUUCCGUCGGAAUUCAAGUUUUCGGUCGAGCUGGCGAACGAGCACCGCGAGUUUAUCUCUGGCAAGAAGAACGGCAAGAUCAACAGAAUCAUGAAGACGACAGGCGCCAAAAUCAAGUUUGACCAGUGCAACGAGUACAACUUUUAUGUCGACCUGAGCUCAAGCAUCGCUGCCAAGGCGAUGGAGGCGCUCGAGUUGCUUCAGGAGGAGCUGCCUGCAGAGAUUUCGUUCUUUGUCCCAGAAACAUACCACAAGCGGAUCAUUGGCGUUGGGGGCAAAAACAUUCAACGGAUCAUGAAGAAGUUUGGAGUGUACGUCAAGUUUUCGAACGCUGAGGAGUUUGCAAAACUGGGCGGCUAUUACGACAAUUUGGACAAUGUGGUGGCGCGUACUCCUUCCAAGAACGCUGUGAACUUGGAUUUCCUCAAGCAGGCUGUCAUGGAACUCGUGAGCCCAAAGGACAAGGACUUUAUCUACCAGCAUUUGGAUAUCCCCAAGCAUCAACACCUCAACCUGCUUUCGGAUCAUGCGAUUACUCUGAGGGAGAUUCACGAGGCUACCAACGCCACCAUCUUCUUCCCUGCAAGAGAGCUUGGACGCGAUACGGCUUCGAUCUAUGGACCCGACUCACUCAUGCAACAGGCGGUGGCUAUGCUUUUGUCUGUGGUCGAGGAGCAGUACGUCUUCCCGGUGCCAUAUUCCGAGUCCAUGGCUAACGCCCUGGCACUGUCAGAGUUCCAGAAGGAUGUUGUCGAUGUCAUCAAGCAGGAUUGGAAUAUCACCCUCAUGUCGCCUCCCAUCAACACCAAACUCGCUAGUCUGGAUACGGCAACGACUCAAGAUUCUAACGGCACAGAUGACAACGCCGCGUCCAAGUCUGAGGAGAAGAAGGAGUGCGAGGACAGGGCCGCAGAGACCCGCCCAGAUCAUAUUUUCGUCUUUGAGUACACAAGGAACAACGAGGAGCGCCUUCCAAAAGCCAAAGAGAGAUUGACACGAUACUUGAUUAGCCAUCACGUCCUUGUCGACGAGGACGAGCUUCUUAUCCCAGGACUUCGACCAGACUCUUUUGCCGAGACUUUGGCCCAGUUCCCGAACAGGCGACCAACCUCUCUUGGUCUUGGUGGUAAGUUGUAA